UCUUACGCCGCUUCAUCUGAAUUCAUCAUUUUGGCAUAUUUCCCUUUUCCCUUUCCAAUAAUUUCGAUCUAGAAUCAACUCUACAUACAAGGUAUCCAAAAAUGGUCCAAAACAGCUUCUCCUUUAUCCUCUGUUCUCCCCUGCUUCAUGUACACAUCAUCAUCUUCUACCUCCUAACCAGAACCACUCUGUGUUCUGUUGACCCAACGUUCGAAGCUUGUGAACCCAAAACCUGUGGAAACCAGAGCAUAUCCUACCCCUUCUACAUCGAAGGAACACAACAACCCUUUUGUGGUUACCCUGGUUUUGGAAUCUCUUGUAGCAGAAAUGGUUUCCCAAUCCUCAAUUUGUCAAACACCCAAUACAUCAUCAACCAAAUAUUCUAUGAGAAUCAGUCAAUAAGAGUUUCCAAUGCUGAGUUUUCAAGAUCAAACACUUCAAUCAGUUGUGUUUCUCAUCCCCUGAAGAAUCUCACUCUUCCCAGUUCCAGUGUGUUCGAUCUUGUUCCGAACCAAAAGAACCUGAUAUUGUUCUUCGGCUGCAACGACUUGCCAUCUCUACCCAGAGAGCUUCGAGAGCGCGAAAUUGGGUGUUCUGAAAAAAGUGAAAAGGCUUCGGUUCUGGCAUUGUAUGAGGGGGAUAAAAAUCUGAGCUUUGCGUCGCGGAGUUGCAAGGGUGAGGCGGUGGUUGUGACGGUGGAAGACGGUGAAGGAGGAGUUGAAGCGGUGCUGAGGAAAGGGUUGCUGUUGAAUUGGACCGCCAGUGAUUGCGGGGUGUGUAACAGCACUGGUGGGAGGUGUGGAUUUGAUUCUGAGAUUUACACUUCGAGGUGCUAUUGUGCUGAUAGGGUUCAUGCUAAACACUGUGUACCUGAUCCAGUUCCAGAUACAACUGGAAAAAAGACGCCCAUAGUCACAAUAGUGGCCUUAGCAGGUGCUGGAGUUGCAGUGUUGAUUGUCUUGGCUUGCUGCUUUAGGAUAAAGAACUUCUCUUCCGCAUCGCUCUUCUUUUGGAAGCAGAAUCCGACCAAUCAGAUUAUUGAGAAGUUUUUUAAGGAACAUGGAUCUCUUCCCACAGCUAGGUAUAGUUAUUCAGAUGUCAAGAAAAUAACUAAAUAUUUUAGAAACAAAUUAGGCCAAGGAGGGUUUGGAUGUGUUUACGAAGGGAAGUUAUGUGAUGGAAAUGCUGUUGCUGUCAAGAUUUUAAGUAAAUUGAAAGGUGACGGAGAAGAAUUCAUCAAUGAAGUUGCAAGUAUCGGCAGGACUUCACAUGUCAACAUUGUAAGACUUUUGGGAUUCUGUUUGGAGGGUUCUAAAAGAGCUCUGAUUUAUGAAUUUAUGCCCAAUGGAUCUCUUGAAAAGUUUAUUUAUGAAGAGAAAAAAUCAUUCCAGAGUGAUAACCAAUUGGAUUGCAAAACAUUGUUUGAUAUUGCAAUUGGAGUCGCUCGUGGAUUAGAGUACUUGCAUAGAGGUUGCAAUAGCAGGAUCUUGCAUUUUGACAUAAAACCUCACAACAUAUUGCUAGAUGAGAAUUUCAGUCCAAAAAUCUCAGAUUUUGGACUUGCAAAGAUAUGUUCAAGAGAUGAAAGCAUGGUAUCGAUACUUGGUGCUAGAGGAACUGCGGGGUACAUUGCCCCGGAGGUGUUUUCUAGAAACUUUGGUGCAGUAUCACACAAGUCAGAUGUUUAUAGCUACGGAAUGAUGGUCUUAGAAAUUGUUGGCAGGCGAAAGAAUAUAAACACUGAAGUUGACCGUUCCAGCGAAAUAUAUUUUCCUCAUUGGAUACACAGUCGUCUUGAAUCAAACAUGGAGCUUGGUCUGCGGAGUAUAAGAAAUGGAAAUGAUGAUGAAAUUGUGAGAAAGAUGACAAUAGUGGGCCUAUGGUGCAUACAAACCAAUCCUUCAAAUCGACCACGCAUAAGCAAAGUAGUGGAAAUGCUAGAAGGUAGAGUUGAGUUGUUGCAAAUUCCACCCAAACCUUUUUUGUCUUCUCCUUCAACCUCUCCUGUCCAUUUGUCAUGUGAGACACACCAUAGUUUGUCAGAAUUCUAAGAUGUAGUAGUUAUAUUUUGUAUAAGCAAUAUUUGUUACUAUAAUAGUUUUAUUUUUCA
Molecule: messenger RNA, 2110 nt
Organism: Lotus japonicus
Lineage: Eukaryota; Viridiplantae; Streptophyta; Magnoliopsida; Fabales; Fabaceae
Product: LEAF RUST 10 DISEASE-RESISTANCE LOCUS RECEPTOR-LIKE PROTEIN KINASE-like 2.4
Exons: 3
Coding region: 102-2051 (649 amino acids)
Biological process (GO): protein phosphorylation
Molecular function (GO): protein kinase activity; polysaccharide binding; ATP binding
Source: RefSeq, a predicted model, not a curated record